AUGGCUCCCUCCAAGACACGGACGAUCAAGAACAAGCAUGCUGGGCCAAAAGGCGGCUCCAGCGCACCUGCAAAGGGCGGCGCAAAGCGAUCGACCACCGAUGGUGUCUCCAAGUCCAAGUCCAAGAAGCCCAAGGGUCCCGUCGUGUCGCAGCAAGUGAAGGAGAAGAACCGCGCCUUACUGAUGAAGAGGCCGAAGAAGAAGACCUACACGGCUGAAGAGCUGGGAAUUCCGACGCUGAAUAUGAUUACGCCAAUUGGCGUUGAAAAGCCCAAGGGCAAGAAGAAGGGCAAGGUGUUUGUGGACGACAAGGAGAGCAUGACAACAAUUCUAUCUCUUGUCCAAGCCGAGAAGGAAGGCCACAUUGAAUCGAAAAUGAUCAAGGCCCGACAGAUGGAGGAAAUCCGCGAGGCUAGGAAGGUAGAGGCUGAGAAGAAGGCGGCAGAAAAGAAGGCGAUGCUGGAGGAUACCAAAGAAUCCCUGAGGAAGAAGAGAAAGAGAAAGAAUGACGGCAAAGAGGACAACAUGAAGAGUAUAUCAUUGACUGGCACAAAGGCGAACAAGGCUUCGAAGAAGAGGGUCUCGUUUGCCUGA
Messenger RNA from Trichoderma asperellum CBS 433.97, 594 nucleotides. RefSeq lists its product as uncharacterized. NCBI's taxonomy places the organism in Eukaryota, Fungi, Ascomycota, Sordariomycetes, Hypocreales, Hypocreaceae. Gene Ontology annotation, molecular function: mRNA binding. Gene Ontology annotation, biological process: intracellular mRNA localization; ribosomal large subunit biogenesis. The record is from RefSeq and is a predicted model, not a curated record. Gene Ontology annotation, cellular component: nucleolus; preribosome, large subunit precursor.